AUGGACGGAAUAUCGUCGCUCUCGGCGAUCCUCGGCGUGCUGCAGGUGGUCGGCAGCGCGACGAUCGCAGUGUACAAGUACGCCGCAAGCGUAAAGGGCGCACCCGCGGCGUGCGACAGGCUCCUCCAGGAGCUCUCUGCCAUUGGUGGGACGCUCGGCCAUGCAAAGGUCGUGCUCGACGGCCUGCAGGGGCAAGACGACUUCUCGACAAACCAUACCCUCAAGAUCAUCGCGUUCCUCGGCGGGACUGGGGGCCCGCUCGAGAGCUGCAGGGCGACGAUCGACGAAUUGUGUGCGUGGCUUGCGCGCGAUGGUGAUAAGCGUAUGCGGGUGGAUAGACGCAUGUUGUGGCCAUUCCAGGAGAAGGAUUUGAUGGAGUUUGUGCAGAGGCUGGAGAGGCACAAGACACAUUUUAUUCUCGCGCUUUCGUUGAAUUCUGCCGACUCAUUGAUGCACCUGGGAAACUCGGUGGAGGACGUCAAGAAGGAGCAGCAGCGCGUGAAGGACGAAAAGGCGCGGCAAGAACUACAGAUGGAUAUCCGCGACCUCAUCAAGUGGUUGUCUCCGCUUGAUGUUGACGUGAAGCAUGAGUCGUCCUCGCGCAUUCGUCAGCCGGGGACGGGCACCUGGCUGCUUGACAAUAAGCUGUUCAGGGAAUGGCGCUCCUCAAAUAGUGGAUUUCUGUGGCUGCACGGCAUUCCCGGAAGUGGGAAAACUAUUUUGAUGUCCACGGUGAUCGAUGAGUUGAAAUCAUCCCGCAGCGGUGGCGAUGAGGAGGCGAUCCUCGCCUACUAUUACUGCGACUUCAGCGACUCCAAGAGCGCCAACCCAGUUACGGUGCUCCGCACGCUGCUGACACUCUUUAUGGCGACGAUCGACGAUGACUCCGUCGACACCUUCGAGGAUCUCCUGAAGCGAAAGAAGGCGAGCAAGAGCCCGCCUGACGACAUCGAGCUGCUGCAGUCGCUGCUGCUACGCGCCAUCGGAGAGCGGAAGGCCAUCAUCGUCCUCGAUGCGCUCGAUGAGUGUGUCGACCGCCGCUGGCUCCUCGAGUUCAUCCCUCGCCUUGUCCAACAGGCGAGCGUGCGGUGGCUCGUCUCGAGCCGACGCGAGCAGGAUAUCGUGGGUGCCUUCGAAGAUUUCCCCACGAUCUCCCUGUCGCACGAGUUUGAGAAUGUGUACGCGGAUAUACAAACACAUAUUAUGCAGAAACUGGAGACCGAGCCAAGGCUGCGUAGGCUGGAUAGCGAGCUUAAAGCCGAGCUUGGGUCUGCUCUGCUGCACAAGGCAGACGGAAUGUUUCGCUGGGUGCAAUGUCAGCUGGACUUCAUCGUCACUCGACGGACUAGGCAGAGUAUUCGUGAGGCACUGCGCACUCUACCGCGUGGCUUGUAUCCGACGUACGAAAGGAUUUUGAAGCGGAUCGAAGACGAAGGAGAGGAGUCUGCGUUGAUCGCAAAGAAGACUUUACUCUGGCUUGUCUCAGCUCUCCGCCCCCUGAAACUUGUGGAAGUGGAAGAAGCAAUCAUGAUCGAAGUGGGAAGCGAGAGCCUCAACGACGACGCUCGCGUAUUGGAUAAACACGAUAUCCUGGAGAUUUGCAGCAGCCUGGUCGACUACGACGAUUCAACUGACAUCGUCAGUGUCUCGCAUUACUCGGUUCAGGAAUUCCUUCUUUCGAACUACUUGGCAGACAGUUCACUGCAGCAGUACUACAUCUUACUGCCCCAAGCCCGGCGCGAACUCGCCCUCCUGUCACUGACUUACCUUCUACUUGACGAUUUCGACAGCGGACAAUGUGAAAGCCUCAACGAACUGUCCGACAGAGAAGCACAGCAUCCGUUCUUCUGGUAUGCAGCGGUCCAGUCGUUCUUGCACGUGCAGUCGGUCGAAGAAGACGACGAAAUAUUCACGCUUAUGAAGAACCUUCUCAUUGAUCAGGACUACCGCGAGAGGUACCUUGCGUUCCGUCAAGUGUUCCACAUGCAUGACUUCCCUGGCCUCAGCUUCGAAGGCUACAUCGUCCGAGACAGACUUCCGUCAGUCGCCGUUACCCCGCUCUACGAGCUAAUUACUUGCAGCCUCCAGUGGGUAACCCGUCGCAUGAUCAAAAACAAUCCCACGUUGAUAGACACCGAGAUUGAAGGCUACGGUACGCCGCUGACUCUCGCGACGUUCAAGAAUCUGAGGGAGAUGGCCGCGCUGCUCAUUGAGCUUGGUGCAGACGUUAACAAGACCACGCGCAAUCAUUAUGCCGGUGCUGGGCAGGUCGUCUCCCCGCUCCUCUUUGCGGUCCAGCUAGGGCGGGUGGAGAUUUUCGCGAUGUUGCUCGAGCAUGGGGCUAAGCUGGAAUUACCCGGGGGAUCUAUGGGCUAUUCUCUCAUAUUCCUUGCAGCGUUCAACGGGCAGACGCCCAUGCUGGAGGAGCUUAUCCGCCGUGGGGUCGACGCCAACAUGACAGCAGGGGAUGCAAAGACAGCUCUCCACUACGCCGUGGAAGGAUGUUCACUCGAUUGUGUACGAGCUCUCGUAGAGGCGGGAUGCAACGUGAGCGACCACCGUCGUUCGGGGAAGACCCCGCUCGAGAUUGCAUUCACUCUCCGGUCGACCGAUAUUAUACAGUACCUGCUUGACCACGGGGCCAGCGCCAAAGACUUUGGUCAUCUUUCACCCGAUCAAUGUGAAUGGGCGGCCUCGGAGCCUUGGUUUCCGAUUUUACAAAAUAAUCUCGCCGAAUUGCCUGAAGCGAAUUUUCAUGUGCCAGAGUCUUCAAAUGAUGUCUUCCGAGUGCGGGAUAUGAUGCAUAAGGCUCUACGUCUUCCCGUGGAUAUUAUCUGUUCAAUCCUAGACUAUGCCGAGUACUGGGUCCGUUCGUCCGUCAGCCGCGAAGAUUAUAUUAUCGUCGACAAAACCAUCGAGACACCUUACGUCUCAAUCGAGGUUACUGGCCGUCCACAUCUACCCCUGCGCAGAGUGAUUUUCGAGACAAGGUCGCAUGAUCAAGGUUGGAGCGACAACCGCUGGGCACACGGCUCGUACCGCUAUUCAUAUACCUGGUUUGAGGCGGGGCAGCAGUUCACUGCUUCUGAUGGCCCGCAGCGAGAAGAGCCACGACGGCACAUGAUCCAAACAAAUGUGCAUGGGUCAUCAGAAAGUCGUGUACACAUUAACACAUGGGCUGCGCACAACGAGACGCCCGAACUUGCGGAGUGGAUGGACACUUUUCGUCCGGGAGACGUGCUGCAUGUCUUCCCCCGGGCGUCGUUCUCCGGUUGGGAAAAUCAUGUGGAGUCUGUGAAAGUGGAUGCCUUCUGCGCUUGGGUGUGA
Molecule: messenger RNA, 3327 nt
Organism: Sparassis crispa
Lineage: Eukaryota; Fungi; Basidiomycota; Agaricomycetes; Polyporales; Sparassidaceae
Exons: 8
Coding region: 1-3327 (1108 amino acids)
Molecular function (GO): protein binding
Source: RefSeq, a predicted model, not a curated record